AUGUUUAAAAAGGCCGUCGAUGUCCAUCCCGGAGGGACGACCUCCAAGCCGCUUCAGUCCAAUCUCCUUCGUGCGAAUACCUCAAUUUCUUCCAACAAGCCGUCCUUGCCGCCUCAAUCGGUGGGUAUCAAACGAAAAAUCGAAAUGACCAACGGUGGGGAGUCGUCGCUUGGCUCCCUCCACAGCACCGUAUAUUUUGAUGAGAACGAUUUCGACGAUGACAUAGAUCUUGAUGAUAUCGAUGAACCCAUCCCAUUUAUUGCACCAAAGCCAGCCAAUGCGAAAGCAGAACCAGUCACUUAUCCCAUUAUUGACUUGACAUCAUCAAACAACAAUAGACCGCCGACAGAUGUUAAAUAUCCCGAUCUGCCAGCUAUCUCUCAAGAUCAUGCUCCUCCAUCUAGUAGCAUCCAGAUUCCAUGGUCUUCCUCGCCCCCGUCGCACUUUCAGCCGCCCCCUAAGCCUCGGAGCUUGCCGUGGCUUAAGGAGUCCAAGGACGAACCACGCGAAGAUACCAAGAAAAGCUUCAUCACCCCUAAACGCUCGAAGCCUACACCACUUUGGAAUAAGAGUGCGAGCGCUAUCAAAGAAGAGCAGAAGGAACUUAGGCGGGAAUCCAAGAAGACAUCAAAGGAAGCCAUGCAAGGAGCAGUGUACCCGCAAUCGUCAGGCAACAAGCCACCAGUGAUAGCCCUCAGUGAUGAGCAAAAAGCUGUUCUUGACUCUGUUGUCGACCGCGGGAAGAGCAUUUUCUUCACUGGUUCGGCCGGUACUGGUAAAUCGGUUCUCAUGAGAGAAAUCAUUAAAAAAUUGCGCAUUAAGUACAAACGAGAGCCGGAUCGAGUGGCAGUGACGGCGUCAACAGGCUUAGCCGCUUGUAAUAUUGAAGGUGUCACUCUUCACAGUUUUGCUGGCAUCGGAUUGGGUAAAGAAGCAGUGCCAGAGUUGGUUAAAAAAAUCAAGAAGAAUCAGAAGGCCCGAAAUCGUUGGCUGCGCACUAAGGUUCUUGUCGUUGACGAAGUGUCAAUGGUUGAUGGGGAUCUUUUCGAUAAAUUGGAAGAAAUUGCUCGGCGCAUCCGGAACAAUGGUCGUCCAUUCGGAGGAAUUCAGCUUGUCGUCACUGGUGACUUCUUUCAGCUGCCCCCUGUGCCAGAAGGAGGCAGGGAAGCGAAGUUUGCUUUUUCUGCAGCCACCUGGAAUACUACAAUCCAACACACCAUUCUCUUGACCCAUGUCUUCCGUCAGCGUGACCCCGAAUUUGCAGCAAUGUUGAAUGAGAUGCGACUGGGACAAAUUAGUCCGUCGACUAUUGAAGCUUUCCGAAAGCUCUCCCGGCCAUUGAAUUUCCACGAUGAGCUGGAUGCCACUGAAUUAUUCCCUACCCGGAAUGAGGUCGAAAAUGCUAAUUCUGCUCGAAUGUCCCGGCUUUCUGGUGAAAUGAUGACGUUUAAAGCUGUCGAUAGCGGAACGAUCACAGAUCAGCAGUACCGUGAGAAGUUGUUAUCGAAUUGCAUGGCUCCGCCGCUUAUAAAUCUAAAGAAGGGUGCGCAAGUCAUGCUGAUCAAAAACAUGGAAGACACGCUGGUGAAUGGUUCCAUUGGUCGGGUAGUAGCAUUCAUGGAUGAGGCAAAAUUCGAUUGGUAUCGUACCAAUGAGGGCGAAGUACAAGCAAAUGAAGACGGCGAGAUGAGUGACGAAGACAGCGUAUCUCGGGCUCGACAGAAGCUCAAAGCCAUGGUUCACAAAGAAGACGGAGCUCCAGGAGGGAGGAAAUGGCCCCUUGUGUGCUUCGUCCAACCGGACGGCACAGAAAGACAUCUACUGUGUCAACCAGAAGCGUGGAAGAUUGAGCUUCCCAAUGGGGAGAUUCAAGCCCAAAGACAACAGGUUCCCUUGAUUCUGGCAUGGGCCCUGUCCAUUCACAAGGCUCAAGGCCAAACCUUACAACGAGUGAAAGUCGACCUAGGUCGGGUAUUUGAGAAGGGCCAAGCCUACGUGGCUCUUAGUCGAGCAACUUCCCAGGAAGGAUUACAAGUCAGUCGUUUUGAACCUCGGAAGGUAAUGGUGCAUCACAAAGUUAUAGAUUUUUACAAAAAACUUGUAUCUAUCGACGAUGUACUGGGGCCGAGAAAGAAGGCCAAGGUUUCCAAUCCUUCGAAGCCAGCGGACGAUUUUGAAGAUGACUGCUUUGAUGCUAUAUAA
Messenger RNA from Penicillium angulare, 2202 nucleotides. Its product is annotated as DEAD/DEAH box helicase. Gene Ontology annotation, biological process: DNA repair; telomere maintenance. The record is from RefSeq and is a predicted model, not a curated record. Lineage: Eukaryota; Fungi; Ascomycota; Eurotiomycetes; Eurotiales; Aspergillaceae. The transcript has 3 exons. Gene Ontology annotation, molecular function: ATP hydrolysis activity; DNA helicase activity. The coding region runs from base 1 to 2202 and encodes 733 amino acids.